Molecule: messenger RNA, 2664 nt
Organism: Orbicella faveolata
Lineage: Eukaryota; Metazoa; Cnidaria; Anthozoa; Scleractinia; Merulinidae
Biological process (GO): protein polyubiquitination; proteasome-mediated ubiquitin-dependent protein catabolic process
Molecular function (GO): ubiquitin protein ligase activity
Source: RefSeq, a predicted model, not a curated record
CCACGCUGGACCGGACACGGAUUAAAUCAAAUUUAUUUACAAGCAGAACAACGACAAAUUAUUGAUCGGCUACAGUCCUUGUAAGUCGGAUGUUUGAUUUGGUCCAAACCAUCUUUGUGCACGUGCGCAUAUUUGCUUUAAGCGUUGGAGAACUUUAAUUCACCAGGCAGGAAUUGCUAACGACAUGCAGUUUUGUGAUGACAUCGAGAUAUUACCUGAUGUCUCCCCUGAACGUACCUCUUGAUCCCUUUUCCAUUCUUUUUUUGUUUCCCCGCAAAGAGCCUGCCCGCAGACUAUACUGUGUUAAUCGAAUAUCAUUCUCUGCAUGUUAUUAAGCAAUAUUUACAAACAGUCAAUUACGCAGUUGACCCCUAUAUAUACUCCGCAUUCCAUAACAUUUUUCUUGCGUGUAUAAUAUAAUCAUUUCUAACCGAUAUCGAAGUUAGUGUCUAAACCUCUCUUUUACCACUCAAACAUGAAAAUAUGGCCCAUUUCUUUAUGUGGUAUGAUACGCGCGCUCGCAAAAGUUCGCAAGAGUUUAAAAAUGAAACGUUCUUUGGACAUCUUUUGCGUUUUACGAAUCCUUCACGCACUCUGGACUGUUUAUAGCUGCUGACGUCACUAGACUACGUGCAGAGGCGCACUCGUUGUAAUGUUGUUAGUCAUAUAAAGCCUAGCACGCUUCCUCCAAGUCACUUCUGAGUAAGUCUUUAACUGUCGAUCAUGUCCUCGAUUGUUAGCGCCGUGUUUAAAGCCACUAUCGGCUUACUUGUGAACAAAGGCAGAGAUAAGGCAGCAGAGAAGCUGAAAGAUGGCGAUGUGACAGAUGAGAGAAUUCGAGAGCUGAUCGUACGCGAAAUAGACGACAUCAAAUCCAAAUUGGAUGGGCUGGCAAGAAGAGAUCUUUUAACUAGUAUCAGCUACUUCAGGAGAGGUGUUGGGUGCCUUUUUGAGCUGCUCGACAAGGCAGAAAGAAGCAACCACGGUUCAACAAAGAAUCUAGACUUCGGCUUGCGCUCAAAAGCAACUGCAGCUGCAGGAAAAACGGUUUCGUUGGCCGAGGGUUUCAAAAAGUUGACACUCACUGACUUGGACGAUGAUGACAAAAGGUUACUGACGAAUUCUAAAGAAGAAUUCAAGAUAGCAUGUUUGAAAGCUACAGAAGCCUUCAACAAUGAGGCUCUAAGCACGUCUGAUCGCAUUCAAGCAAUGGUUAUUCGUGUUGCGGCGACAAUACUAGAGAGAGUUGACUAUCCGCAGGACGCCCUAACAGCAUGUAGGCUGUGCCUUGAAGAGCUUCAUUCCAUGCCUGCAGUUCAGGGCAGUUUUGCCGUCGAGUUCAAGAAAGGCUUCUGGGCUCGGUUUAGUAAGGCUGUACGCAGUGAAAUUAUUGUUACUGUCUAUCGCUUAAAUCGCGUUAUUUACGAUGUCACGCUAAUGGUGUGCGGAGACGUCAACCGUGACAUAAUCUCAAUUUGGCCUUGUGUAGACUUCAGAGGGGAAAACGUUUACGUAUUACACGACCCCAGGGUGAGGGAAAGUCUACGGAAACUGGGUGUGGGACACUAUUGGGACCCAGUUCAAUGGACUUUUGGUCAGGGGAGGCUGAAAGCUCCAGUGUGUGUUGCUUCAAACAGCGAAGGAGAGUUCAUCGUUGCAGACCGGCAGGAGGGAGUAUCGGUGUUUGAUAACACCGGUCGAAACAUGUAUUUUCUUGAAGCCCCGCCAUGGGACGUGAUUGUACAUGAUGUAAGCACAGACAACAGCGACCGCAUCUAUGUACUUAUGAAACUUUUACCCCGUUAUCCGAUAUCGGAUCUAUUUGAGUUAGACCAAAUAGAAUUCAAAUGUGCUUGGGUCUAUUGUUAUGAAAAGAACUCAAGAGAGCAUUUGAGUUACUUUCCCUUGAGGACCCUGAGGACCUUGAGGGAGCAAGCACAAUACCACUCUCUCACAGUUGGCGACAACAACAACGUGCUGGUGUUGGGUAGUGAGAUUAAGCAGUCGGGAACAGAAGUGGCCGUGUUUGAGCCUGAUGGACAGUUUGUUCGGACGUUUGGAGAAAGAAUUUUGAAGGAUGCAUUGGACAUCUCGGCUGGUAAUGAUAACCGUGUCAUGGUAUUAGACAGAGAUGGGGCCUGUGUCCAAGUGUUUAGUGAAGAUGGCAAACACCUUUUCCAUUUUCAACUUACAACAUCUUUCCGAUGUUCUAAGAUUGCAUUUAACCGAUCAACUGAUUGUGUUGUAGUCGCUGCCGAUAGAAAAGUGUUAAUAUACACCAAAAAGGGUCAGUAUAUAUACGAUUUCAAUGUUAACGCAAACAAGAUUCAAGGGAUAUCAGUGUUUGAUCAUCGCAUUGGGUUGGCUUGCACUGAUGAAAAUGGGACAUCUAAAGUACAUGUCUUGGGUCUAUAGAAUUUUUAACAAGUCUAUUAGUUAAAGAAGGGUAAAUUUCGCCACAGUAACGAAAUGUUUUUUUUUUAGAGAGUCGCUAGUGACGAAGAAGACGUUUUCGCUGAUGAAUUAGCCUAAGCUGAAAUUACAUGUAAGCAAGGCAAAACGCAAUGUAACGUACAUUAAGUUCAGUUAUUUCUUCAGGAUUGACUUGUCAAUUAAUCCUGUUGUUUUGGUCCCAAAUUCGCCCAAUAAAAUGUGAUAUAAGUU